This is a messenger RNA of Morone saxatilis (striped sea-bass), 3461 nucleotides long. It is a transcript of the gene slc6a11b, whose product is annotated as solute carrier family 6 member 11b. The coding region runs from base 285 to 2120 and encodes 611 amino acids. The record is from RefSeq and is a predicted model, not a curated record. NCBI's taxonomy places the organism in Eukaryota, Metazoa, Chordata, Actinopteri, Moronidae. The transcript has 15 exons. Gene Ontology annotation, cellular component: membrane. Gene Ontology annotation, biological process: sodium ion transmembrane transport.
GCAGUCGCAGGUUAUCCAUCGCCUGGUACAAGAUCUACCGUCACUCUGCAACGUCUGGGAUCUUCCUUUAUAUAGACGAGAGACGAGAAAACCACUUCACUCAACGCGGAUCCAGAUUGUUCUCCUUUUCCUCUUUUGCCCCCUCUCUCCUGUUUUUUUCUCACCCCCCUGAUCAGGCUAAACCAUCCUGUGUUUUGUAAAGGCAAUUGUUAGUGCGCAUCAUCGCGGGAGCCAAAAGGAGGUUUGCCACUUUUCCAUAGGAGACUGCGGGCUGCUGGAGCGUCAUGACAGCUGAGAAGAGCGGGCCCGUUAUAAACGGUAAACCAGAGGAUGGCAGAGACCCGGAAGGGUCCAGCUCCAGCCUAGACAACGCGGAGUACAAUGAGAGGGGUCAUUGGAACAACAAGAUCGAGUUUGUUCUGUCUGUGGCUGGAGAGAUCAUCGGGCUGGGCAACGUCUGGAGGUUUCCUUACCUCUGCUACAAGAAUGGAGGAGGUGCGUUCUUCGUCCCAUAUGUCAUCUUCUUUGUGUGUUGCGGUAUCCCUGUGUUUUUCCUGGAGACUGCCCUUGGUCAGUUCACCAGUGAGGGAGGCAUCACCUGCUGGAGGAAAGUCUGCCCGCUAUUUGAAGGUAUUGGGUAUGCAACGCAGGUGAUUGAAGCUCAUCUAAACGUGUACUAUGUAGUGAUCCUUGCCUGGGCCAUCUUCUACCUCUUCAACUGCUUCACCACGGAGCUGCCGUGGGCUGGCUGUGGGCACUACUGGAAUACAGAGAACUGUGUGGACUUCUAUGGAGAAAAUGCAACCAACAUUACAAACCCCAACGCAACUUCUCCAGUCAUUGAGUUCUGGGAACGCAGAGUACUGAAAAUAUCAGAUGGUAUUGAGCACAUGGGGGGAAUGCGCUGGGAGCUGGCCAUGUGUCUGGCCCUGGCCUGGUUCAUCUGCUACUUCUGCAUCUGGAAGGGACCCAAGUCAACUGGCAAGGUUGUGUAUGUGACAGCUACAUUUCCUUACGUCAUGUUGUUGGUCCUGCUGAUCAGAGGAGUGACUCUGCCAGGAGCAUAUGAAGGCAUCAAGUUCUACCUCUACCCGGACAUUUCACGUCUUUCUGACCCUCAGGUAUGGGUGGACGCUGGAACCCAAAUCUUCUUCUCUUAUGCUAUUUGCUUGGGCUGUCUCACUGCUCUGGGAAGUUACAAUGCCUACAACAAUAACUGCUACAGGGACUGCCUCAUGCUGUGUUGUCUGAACAGUGGCACCAGCUUUGUGGCAGGUUUUGCUAUCUUCUCUGUGCUCGGCUUCAUGGCCUACGAACAAAAUGUUCCCAUCGAGGCUGUGGCAGAAUCUGGUCCUGGUCUUGCAUUUAUUGCAUACCCCAAGGCUGUUACUAUGAUGCCACUGUCUCCACUUUGGGCCUGUCUCUUCUUUAUGAUGCUCAUCUUCCUCGGUCUGGACAGUCAGUUUGUGUGUGUGGAGAGUUUAGUGACAGCUGUGGUGGACAUGUACCCAGAGACCUUCAGGAGAGGCUACCGCAGAGAGCUGCUGAUUCUGGGCAUGUCUAUAGUCUCCUUCUUCAUAGGACUCAUCAUGUGUACAGAGGGAGGGAUGUACGUCUUCCAGCUGUUUGACUCCUACGCUGCCAGCGGGAUGUGUUUGCUGUUUGUGGCCAUAUUUGAGUCCAUAUGUAUCGGCUGGGUCUAUGGUAGUGACAGAUUCUACCUAAAUAUUGAGGACAUGAUUGGCUACAAACCAGUCUUCUUCAUUAAGUGGUGCUGGAUGAUCCUGACCCCGGGCAUCUGUGCUGCAAUUUUCCUCUUCUUCCUGAUUAAAUACAAACCACUGAAGUACAACAACGUGUACACCUACCCUGACUGGGGCUAUGGUAUCGGUUGGUUCAUGGCCAUGUCCUCGAUGGUCUGCAUCCCUCUGGGGAUGAUCUGGAUGAUCUGGAAGACUCCUGGCACCUUCUCUGAGAGAAUGAAGAAGUUGACAACUCCCAGCAAGGACCUGAAAAUGAGAGGAAAACUCGCCGCCCUCAGUCCCUACGCUGCCAACGACGCAAAACCUAAAGUUGACGGAAAAAUAUCGACCAUCUCAGAGAAGGAGACGCAUUUCUAACCGACCCCCUGACUGAUCGACCAAGCUGCCUGCCGUCUUCAUAAUACGCCCAACCAACUACAGCAAACAACAACAACAACAUUAUCCACCACUACACAAAAGAGGAAAUUAAACAAAUGACUUGGAGUGUUAUUUUUGUUUUGUAAAAAAAAAAGGGAAAAAAAGGAAAAGCUAUCACAUGAUUAUGUAGUCUGCUUCUGUUUUGCACAAACCUUUAUAACACAUUUGUUGUUUUCUGUUAACAUUGUGGCUAAAGCAGCUGUUUCUUUCUUUUCUAACCAUUAAUAUUUUUAAAUCUGUUUGAUGACAUACAAUAUGGUUAAAACAUGUCCUGGUACCUUGUCAGUAUUGGUCACACUAGUGUCUGGGCCUUUAGAACAAUACCAAUGUGUUGUGUUGUAAAAGGCUUACACUGUACAUUCAUUGGCAAAGUGCUGUGCCUCUCUAUUAGGUACUAGGUACCCAAAUGUGACUAUCUAAGAUGUAGCAGCUUGGGGACCAUUCUACAUAGUUUAGUGUGUAAGGAGAGGACACUGCAGUAUGUGUUAGUACUGAGGCUAUAGGAGGGCAAACCCUGAAUACUCCUUCAUUAAAACUUUGAGUUGUAUAUAAAGAGUUUUGCCAUUGAAAUCUCAGAUGUUUUCUGAACCAGCUGUGACUAUAAGGGGCUGUGGAAUGUUUUAAGGCCUUCAGUGAUUCUUAUUUACUUCAAUUCAAUGUUGUCGCUCAGCAACAGACACAAAAAACCUGCUUACUGGAUGUAAUUGAAUGAUAUUAUUAGGUUAUUGUUUAUCGUGUUAGGAUAGAUUGCAUCCUUGAGGGCUUUGCUGAUUUCCAUGGCACUGCUCUUUCUAAACCUCUGCUUGGGAGGUAACAUUGAAAGGCAAAUACAUUGAGGUCUAGAGUUUAAACACUGUUAGACGGAAAUCUUUAAUUUAGCAUCUCUAGUUUUGAGCCACAAAUCUUCACAUGGCUACAAAUAGCAGUGAGUGACUUGCAGGCUGAGUCUAAAUACACACCUCUCUCUCCUCUAGCUGCCCUCCUAUAAGUCGUGGGUAUCUGUCAUUUCACAGUAAUUAUGCUGAGCCUAACACAGAGUGACAGACAGACGUGCUUCCACCCCUGCAUUUUUAUUUCUUGCUCCGCCUGUAGAGGAGAAGAUGGACGCCCAUCAGAUGAGCAUUUCAAAACCCAUCCGUCUUCUUAUCCCCCUCUUUUUAUUCUUUCCCCUUGUCCCCUUCUCUCUUUUCUCCCGCUGUCCUUCCUCCUCUUCUUCAACCCCUGCUUGUCUGCCUCUGUCAGUUUCUUUCCACUUCUGUCUUUCUGUUCAUCACAUGGGGG